Messenger RNA from Phytophthora sojae, 642 nucleotides. RefSeq lists its product as hypothetical. NCBI's taxonomy places the organism in Eukaryota, Oomycota, Peronosporomycetes, Peronosporales, Peronosporaceae. Gene Ontology annotation, molecular function: protein binding. The coding region runs from base 1 to 642 and encodes 213 amino acids. The transcript has a single exon. The record is from RefSeq and is a predicted model, not a curated record.
AUGGCCAUUUCAAGUUGCUCAGCUUCGCAACCAGUUCAACUCGCUUGGAUCCGUGUUUCCACGUGUACAGCAUUUCGGCUGGUGCACGUUCUCGUCGCCGUGCCGUGUGGGUACCUGCCGAAACUCACUGAUGCAGAUUUUCUGCAGCGUCAAGUGCUGGCUUACGGUGGUCACUGCGGGAACGGAAUUGAAGAGUCCAACAAGGUUUUUUUGGCACGAAAUAUGCUCACGCGGUCGCUGGCAGUCGUUGCAAGCGAGAACAUUGAGGACGGUGAAGUAAUUGGCCAGUACCUGGGUGAACUGGAACACGUCAGCGCGGUUCGAGUAAACCGACCUCGCAACAACGGGUAUCGUCUCGUGAUGACUCAGCGACCUGAAGUUCCAGCCCACCCAGUUCGGAUCGCCAUUAAUGCCGAGCACAUGGGCGGGGUGAUGAGGUUUGUCAACCACUCUUGCCGACCCGCGGCCAGGUUUGCGGUGGUUGCAAAUGGACGGCGAACGACAGUAGUGGUUGUAACCACACGUGGCAUCCGCCACGGAGAGGAAAUCAGCGUCGACUAUGGUGAUGAUCUCUGGUUUGUGUGUCGAUGCGGCUUGGACACGUGCCGCCACGGUGGAAUUCAGGACCAGGAGGACCCGUGA